GUGAAAGGGGGAAGUUGAGAGGUCACAAUGUUGUUGUCUUUGUGCGAAGGAGUGAGGCUCCAUCUCGAAUCACUCUUCCCUCUUCCCCGAGUCCUUUCUACACUCUUCCCCCGGGUUUAUAACCCUCCCGAACCUCUCCCCGUCUACCCUUACAACCCCAACCCUCCCCCCGGUCACCAUCCAGCGGACGAACCGGGUAAGUCCGCCCGGCAAGAUCAUCUCUGUGACCAAAGACGACCCUCAUUUGACACAAAACCUCUUCAGACGCCAGUUGCAGCUAUGGACUCCGGUGUAAUUGAAGGCGGGCUCAAUGUCACCCUUACCAUUAGGCUGCUCAUGCAUGGCAAGGAAGUCGGGAGCAUUAUUGGAAAAAAAGGUGAAUCUGUGAAGAAGAUGAGAGAAGAGAGUGGGGCGCGCAUUAACAUCUCUGAAGGCAACUGUCCCGAGAGGAUUAUUACUUUGGCAGGGCCAACCACAGCCAUCUUUAGAGCAUUUUCCAUGAUCAUCGAGAAACUGGAAGAGGACAUCAGCAGCUCAAUGACGAACAGUACAGCCGCCGGGAAGCCCCCGGUGACUCUGCGCAUCGUGGUGCCUGCCAGCCAGUGUGGCUCCCUCAUUGGCAAAGGUGGCUGCAAGAUCAAGGAGAUCAGAGAGUCGACCGGUGCUCAGGUUCAAGUGGCAGGAGACAUGCUCCCCAACUCCACAGAACGUGCCAUCACUAUAGCUGGCACGGCCCAGUCUAUAAUCGAGUGCGUGAAGCAGAUCUGUGUGGUCAUGCUUGAGUCUCCCCCUAAAGGAGUCACCAUUCCUUACCGACCCAAACCUUCAGGAUCCCCUGUCAUCUUUGCAGGGGGACAGGCGUACACAGUGCAAGGACAGCACGCCAUUCCACAGCCAGAUUCUUCCUCUGCUGCUAUCUCUCCACAGCUCACCAAGCUUCACCAGCUUGCUAUGCAGCAGAGCCACUUCCCCAUUGCACACGGCAACCAGGGAUUCACUGGGAUUGAUGCCUCUGCUCAACCCGAAUCUCAAGAGAUGACCAUUUCAAAUGAUCUCAUCGGCUGCAUCAUUGGCCGCCAGGGGGCCAAGAUUAACGAGAUCAGGCAAAUGUCGGGCGCGCAGAUCAAGAUUGCAAAUCCAGUGGAUGGGUCGACCACCCGGCAGGUUACCAUCACAGGCGCGCCCGCUAGCAUCAGUUUGGCCCAGUACCUCAUCACCGCCAGGCUCUCCUCUGAGACCACAGGACUGGCCAGCAACUGAUGAGACUGCACCUGCACUAAAGCUCUCACACACAAACACACACACACACACACGCACACACUUAUAUUCCACCACCUAAUCUUCGUCGUUAGAAAAUCACAACAUUCGACCAUUUAUUCUUAUUUAUUUUCUUUUAGUGACCAGCAGCAAACCCUUCAGAGUAGAUUUUAAUUAUGUCACUUUGUUUUGAUUGGCCAUGAAGGUUUUUAUGAAUAUUUUGCCUUUUCCCUGCCUCCCGUGUUAGUUGGCAUCCCAGAGAGGACAGGAGAGUAGAUUUAGUUGUGUUCAGAUACUUCCUAUUUUCUUGACGCAAAUAAAGGAUCCAAAAGAAGAAAAGUGACUGUUUUAUUCCUUUUCUCCCCCCUUCUGUGAUUUUAUUUUGGCUGCUUUUCUUCCACGUCGCUCACACACUCUCAAGAAGGCAUGGUUGUUUUUUUUUGUUGUCAUUCAUUCCUGUCGUUGUCUCUCUUCUGGGAUCAUGUUUUUGGGGGAUGGGAGUUUUUUCAAGGGGAAGCAGAGGGCUCUCUUCGCUUUUUGUAAAAACUGAUAUAUACAGAAAAAAAUUGUUUUAAAUGGAAGAAGUAUUUUUUUUGUACCAAAGGAAGGAAGUCAAAAGUGGUGAGGCUUAAAAAAGAAGAGAAAGAAAGAACAGCUUGUUUCCUGCUCUUUGCUUUGCUCAAGUCUGAUUUUUUUUCUUCUAUUAUUGUUUGCAGGGAAGAAAAAAACAUUUGUGCACGUUCUUUUCUCUUGAGACUGUAGAUCUGGGUGCCACAAAAUUGUUAAAAAAUAAAGAUAUUAAAGGCUCUAAACACA
Messenger RNA from Nerophis ophidion (straightnose pipefish), 2073 nucleotides. RefSeq names its product poly(rC)-binding protein 2-like. Gene Ontology annotation, cellular component: nucleus; nucleoplasm; cytoplasm. The record is from RefSeq and is a predicted model, not a curated record. NCBI's taxonomy places the organism in Eukaryota, Metazoa, Chordata, Actinopteri, Syngnathiformes, Syngnathidae. Gene Ontology annotation, molecular function: single-stranded DNA binding; mRNA binding. Gene Ontology annotation, biological process: regulation of gene expression; regulation of RNA metabolic process. Bases 28 to 1260 code for a protein of 410 amino acids. The transcript is spliced from 13 exons.